Messenger RNA from Hippoglossus stenolepis (Pacific halibut), 1306 nucleotides. RefSeq names its product ciliogenesis and planar polarity effector 2 (gene cplane2). The transcript has 5 exons. The record is from RefSeq and is a predicted model, not a curated record. NCBI's taxonomy places the organism in Eukaryota, Metazoa, Chordata, Actinopteri, Pleuronectiformes, Pleuronectidae. The coding region runs from base 224 to 976 and encodes 250 amino acids. Gene Ontology annotation, molecular function: GTP binding; GTPase activity.
GACAAACAGGCGGAAGUGACGAGAGCGGUUGUCAUGGGAUGUUUUGGUUUACGGAAGUGUUUAUGAGGCGGCUCCAGUUUUACGCACUAACUUCUGCCCACAGUUAUUUAAAGCUCUUUAUAGUUAACACAUGUUGUGAUAUCCACAAGCUAACACCACUUAGCUUUAAACACGUCUGCCUGCUCCGUGUGAUGCUACCUCCGUUAGCUUCAGAGCUAACAACAUGGCAGAUGUCCCUGCUCCUGGAUCAGUCGUAGUCAGUGACUGGCAUCGAUGUAAAGACAGCAAAGAAUAUUUCAACAAGAUCCUGCACAAGAAACGACGCAAGAACUUCGGCUUGUUGGAGUCUCCAGUGAUGCCCCCGCAUGCAGCUGUGGACACGGUUCAUUAUAAGAUCUUCAUCUCUGGAAAGAGUGGAGUUGGUAAAACUGCUCUGGCUGCACGACUCGCAGGCCGCAAUAUUCCACCUGUGCACUACGAGACAACAGGUAUUGAGACGACCGUGGUGUAUUGGCCGGUGAAGCUGAGAGAAAGUGGACGAGUGCUUUUCUUCCGUCUACAGCUGUGGGACUGUGGAGAGAACGCCUUGCGUAGAUUUGACCAUUUGCUUCCGUCCUGUAAGGAGCAGGUGGACGCCGUCCUUUUCCUGUUUUCCUUCACUGACAGGCCGUCCUUCGAUGACCUGUCAAAUCAGAUUGGGAAGUGGACCGGGCCGUCUGUGGGUCAAGUCGCAAAACUGGUGGUCGGCACCAAAUUUGAUCUCUUCAUGCACUGUGACGUGGCAGAGAGAGACGUGAGGGACUUCGAGGAGACAUGGAGUUUGCCGCUGCUGCGUGUGGGAGGGGAGGUGAGCGAUGGGCUGGGUGACGUAGCUCUGCUCCUCAACUGCCUGGCAGAGCAGCUGUGGCAUCAGGACUGUGUCACAGCUGGAUCAGCCCGCCACCCAUCACAGCAGGAGGCAGUGACUCUUCUCUGAUGCAGAGGAGUUGAGGUGAAAUGGACCCCAGGGUGUCUGCCGCUGAGGGACUGUGCUCCGCAGCUGGUCUGGGAGAAUCUCAGCUCCCUCAGGAUGAGAUGGAGGCAUUAGAGAUGGAUGCUUAUGCUCAAAGGUCUUAACUUCUCAUGGUAUGUUAGCAGGCUGAUGUGUCGACAUCAUGAUCUAAGACCAGAUUCUAUCUGGGACUGAUCAUAUAUUAUAUGUGAUAAAGCUGGAAUACCAUCAUUGCUUAGUCUUUAAAAUCCAGAUUCAGUAUUUAUUAGUUGUUUUGUUGAAAGAAAUAAACACCAAGUGCCUCUUGUUUAGUCA